This is a messenger RNA of Sabethes cyaneus, 1551 nucleotides long. RefSeq names its product phosphoglycerate kinase (gene Pgk). The transcript is spliced from 3 exons. Gene Ontology annotation, cellular component: cytosol. Gene Ontology annotation, biological process: glycolytic process; gluconeogenesis. Gene Ontology annotation, molecular function: ADP binding; phosphoglycerate kinase activity; ATP binding. The record is from RefSeq and is a predicted model, not a curated record. The coding region runs from base 93 to 1340 and encodes 415 amino acids. NCBI's taxonomy places the organism in Eukaryota, Metazoa, Arthropoda, Insecta, Diptera, Culicidae.
AGACGAGUGCUUGUCGGAAAACAAUCGGUUCAAUUUCGCUCUUGGCUUCUAGAUUAUUGCUGCGAAUCUUUAAACCAUUAAGUGGCUCAAUAAUGGCUCUCAAUAAGCUUAGUAUCGAAAAUGUUGACUUGAAAGGAAAGCGUGUUUUUAUGCGGGUGGACUUCAAUGUUCCUAUCAAAGAGGGAAAGAUUACUAGCAAUCAGCGCAUAGUUGCUGCACUGGACAGUAUUAAGUAUGCUUUGGAUAAGGGCGCAAAGUCAGUAGUUCUCGCAUCGCAUUUGGGACGUCCGGAUGGCAACAAGAAUGUUAAAUACACCCUAGCACCGGUAGCAGAUGAAUUGAAGAAACUCUUGGGUCGCGAUGUCACUUUCUUGAACGACUGUGUGGGCGCUGAUGUGGAGGGUGCCUGUAAGGAUCCGGCGACUGGUUCUGUAAUUUUGCUAGAAAAUGUUCGAUUCUAUGUGGAGGAAGAGGGAAAAGGUGUUGAUGCUUCCGGAAAUAAGAUUAAAGCCGACAAGGACAAGGUUAAAACUUUUAGAGAAAGCUUAGCUAAGCUUGGGGAUGUCUACAUUAAUGAUGCCUUUGGAACAGCCCAUCGCGCUCAUAGUUCGAUGAUGGGCGAAGGAUAUAGCCAGCGUGCUGCCGGAUUACUGCUUAAUAAAGAACUGCGAUACUUUUCGCAAGCUCUUGAUAACCCACCACGUCCAUUCCUUGCCAUUCUUGGUGGUGCUAAAGUGGCGGAUAAAAUCCAGUUGAUUGAAAAUUUGCUCGACAAGGUCAAUGAGAUGAUCAUCGGUGGUGGUAUGGCAUUUACUUUCUUGAAAGUUUUGAACAAUAUGGAGAUCGGUGGCUCGUUGUUCGAUGAAGAAGGAUCAAAGAUUGUCCAAAAACUGGUCGAUAAAGCAAAGAAGAACAACGUUCAACUGCAUUUGCCAGUAGACUUCGUCACUGGUGACAAAUUUGCCGAGAAUGCGGCAGUCGGCGAGGCUACUGUUGAGGGUGGUAUCCCAGCUGGACAUAUGGGUUUGGAUGUAGGACCGAAAUCUCAAGCGGCAUUUGCUGCCCCAAUUGCACGUGCCAAGAUCAUUGUAUGGAACGGUCCACCCGGCGUAUUCGAGUUCCCUAACUUUGCUAAAGGAACAAAAGCUGUAAUGGAUGGCGUCGUAGCGGUUACUAAAGCGGGAGCCGUUACCAUUAUUGGUGGUGGAGACACAGCAUCCUGUUGCGCCAAGUGGGGAACUGAAUCGGAAGUUUCACACGUCUCAACCGGCGGAGGUGCAUCACUGGAACUAUUGGAGGGUAAAGUUCUCCCAGGAGUAGAUGCCCUGAGCAGUGCAUAAAUAUUUAACAAAGUUUGUUGUCACAAUGCGAGUGUUGCAAGUCAUGACCAUUUGCUGGUUUAUCUAAUCAUUAUUUAAGUUUUAGCAAAGUAGCAUAUGCGUAAUAGUAAUGAGUGAUUUACUUGAAAUUAUACGUUCAGCCAUUAUCUAAGUCGGAAAUAAUAAAAUACAUGUCAAUAAAAACAAAUAUCAAGGAAAUGUCUUGCUAAAA